Molecule: messenger RNA, 515 nt
Organism: Tribolium castaneum (red flour beetle)
Lineage: Eukaryota; Metazoa; Arthropoda; Insecta; Coleoptera; Tenebrionidae
Product: ADFb like protein
Exons: 2
Coding region: 30-449 (139 amino acids)
Source: RefSeq, marked validated
UUACUUCAAGCAUUAAAGUAACUAUCACAAUGAACACUUUGGGUCUUGCCGUCUUCUUGGUAGCUGUAGCCGCCGCUAACGCUGGCCUCCUUGCUGGGCAUUUGGGCGCCCCCAUCGACAGCGCCGCUGUUGUUGCUGGUCCCUCCGGCACCAUCACCCGCUCCGGUCUCGCUGUCGCCCAUGCCGCCCCUCUCGCCGUGGCUCAUCAUGCCCCCAUUGCCGUAGCCCACCAUGCCCCCAUUGCCGUAGCCCACCAUGCCCCUCUUGCCGUAGCCCACGCCGCCCCUCUUGCCGUAGCCCAUGCUCCCGUUGUUUCGCACAGAGCUGCCCAAUUGGGGCUCGAACUCUCCGUGCCAGCCGGCUCUGGACUUGAAGGCCAAUGGAUCCCAGACAUCAACGAAAAAUUGUACGAUGAUGGUUCUUACAAACCCCAUGUCUACGGGUUCUAGGGUGUUCACGUGAUCUAGUUAAUUUUAUGUUAUGAUGUAAAUAAAGAAUUUUGUGAAUUCUGAAAA